Messenger RNA from Saccostrea echinata, 5221 nucleotides. RefSeq lists its product as uncharacterized. Gene Ontology annotation, cellular component: LUBAC complex. The coding region runs from base 22 to 5109 and encodes 1695 amino acids. Gene Ontology annotation, biological process: protein linear polyubiquitination. The transcript has 23 exons. The record is from RefSeq and is a predicted model, not a curated record. Gene Ontology annotation, molecular function: linear polyubiquitin binding; ubiquitin protein ligase activity; zinc ion binding. NCBI's taxonomy places the organism in Eukaryota, Metazoa, Mollusca, Bivalvia, Ostreida, Ostreidae.
GUUACAAGAUAAACACGCACAAUGGGAGAGUGGCGAUCAGAUAUUAGAGAUCUGCAGCAGAGGAUCUAUGAUUGUUUAUCGAGGGCAGAGGACAUCUCUCCCCUCAUUGAUGGCCUUAUUUGUGUCAACUGUCCAGUGGGACAGCGGUACCAGCUACUACCAAUGGAACAGCUCUUCAAGGACAACAGCAAUUUUCUGGAAGGAAUAAAGAUGAUUGGAGUGGCUUUGAACAUUCUGGAAAAGUAUUGCCGACAUCUUCUUAAGCCUCCAACUGAGAGAUCACAGAUGUGGAGAAUUGUCAAGUUCUCCAAUAACAUCUUCAGGGAUCGAGUAGACUGUAUAGUGGGAGGAAGAGAAAUAAUGAAGUUGAUGGGUUACACAGAAGCCAUUCAGGACGGGCUACAGUUUCCAAAUUCUGGUCAAACGGACAAUGAUCAAUUGUUACGUUUACUGGCAGACAUUAUGUGUGGAAAGAGGGAGCUGGAUGCUUACUUGACAAAUUACCAUCCCUACCCAGAGAGGGUUGAGAGUCUGUUGCCUCAUGACACAGUGCUUGAUGUUGCAAGAUUCCAAAAGAAUUGGAUUCAGCAAGGAAAUCUACCAACGAGAAAACUUAAGCCUUUGGAAAACACACCAUCGUCAUCAUCAUCAGAAUCUAGAUUGACAAAUCAGCAAAGAUCUUCAUCAAGUGGAUCAUCUUACUCGGACAGUCAGCCAAUAAAACAAGACAUUCCAAAUCAAAUUCAGCAACCAAUCAGAGAGUCUGUUUCUGAAUCAGGAGUCUCUAAUCAAAGUUCUUCACAGUCAAACAAGUCUGGUGGUCAAGCUACAGGCUCCAGUGAAGUAGAAUCCCCUCAGAGUAGUAUAGUUUGUGACAUUUGUGGUCAGUCGGUGGCCAUGUUUAUGUGUGGACGCUGUGAUAAUAAACAGCUAUGUUCAGCUUGUGAUGAAAGAUGGCAUCAACACCCAAAACGCAAGAAUCAUGAUCGACAAAAAUUACGGAUGUCCAGCUCAGAACAGAAAUCAGAUGAACACGAAUAUCUGUCGGCUGUUGAGAGCCAUGCCAUUAACCCCAUCCUUGGUUCUCAACAGACACAAGAAUUACCCCAGGAGACACCACUAGGGACAACCCAGAACCAGGCUUCCUACUCAACCAUGGAACCAGCCCCAAACCAGAACAUGGCACAGUACACUGGUGAGAACCCAAACCAGCCUGCAUAUACUAUGGCCUCUAAUAAUAACAGCACUGGUUUAUCAAGUGUACCACAUGCAGCCCACACACCUCUUCAUGAGGAGGCUCAUCACCUAGAGGGAUUGAUUUCAGGGAUGCAUACCAUGCAGCCAUCACAGACAGGUACUCUACCCAGGAUGUCUCGUGAUUCAAAUGUGCAUCAGAAUAUGGGAUAUCACACCUUACCACGAGAACUUCAGUCCAUGACACCCCCGAGUAUGCAGAGGGCUGCUCCAGGUGGUCCUCCAACUUCCAAACUUCUAGACAAGAUAUUGGCCAUUCCUGACCUGUAUAAAAGGAAGUCCAAAACUGAAGUUCAUCUUGAGACAUUACGAGAAGAAAUAGAUCUAAUUGAGGAAAGGAUCCAAGAAUGUAUUGCUCAGAAUGCAACUUUUUAUGAAGAUGAAGAGUAUGGUCGUCUCUUUAGAAAAAAAGGAUUCUUGCAGCGAGAAAAGAUUGAGUUGGAGAAGUAUGAGAAAGAAUUGGAUGAAGUUCUGUCACAAAGGGAUCAGAUGUAUUACCCCCCACAGUGGCCCCUUAAUUACCAACAACAGGUGGCGCUGAGCAGUCUUCCUAUUGGGCAUUUGCCGUCAGUCAACUCUCCAAGUGUAAAUCCACCUCAUAGUGGAAUGUACAUUUUUGUCCCAGGUUCAUAUCAAAACAAUCAGCCAGUGUAUGGUCAAAGUCCACCUGUGCAUUCUGGUGACAAUCAGAGCAGUCCAAGCAUUAACCUAAUAACCAUGCAGAGCCCUCCUUCAUUUUAUGGACAUCCUCCCAGGCAUUCCCCUUAUUUUCCUCCAACUGAGCAAAGCAUUCAGUGUACAUCACCACACAACCCUGUGCAGAAUUACCAACCACCACAGAAUUCUCCAAGAACUCCAAAAGUAUCACCUCACACGCAGGGAAACUUUCUUUACGCAAAUCAACCAUCCAGCCAGUCACCUAAAACUCCUGCUACUCAGCACAAUGUGGAGCACAGAAGAAGCCAGUCCAUGUUUCAGGAAAGUACGGGAAAGUUACAAGCCAGACAGACACCCCCUGACAGACCAGCAUUGCCUUUAAUGGAGGAGAGAAAAGUUUUCCAAGAAAAUAAGGCAAAUGAAUCUCACCAAAGACACACAAGCUGUGUGUCUUCAAUAGACCAGACAAAAACUGUGAAUACACAGCAAGUUCCACCUCCUCCAAAAUUCCAUAACAUGCCUGUGACUGCUAAAACACUGUACCAGAAUUAUCCCCUCCCAGCAGACCUUGUGCCUCCAUUAGAAUCACCACCUGUACCCAUUCCACCAAGAAUCCCCAAAGAACCACAACCACCAGUCCAUAAACCAAAAGCUGAGGGUUAUGGAUCUCCCUGGAUCUGUCAACAUUGCACAUUCCAUAAUGCUCCAGACACAAGAGUAUGUGCAGUCUGUUUCAAAACUAGUGAUAAUCCUAAGUUUGUACAGCAAGGUGGUGUAUAUUCAGGGCAUUCAGAAACUGAUCAUAAUGCAAUAAACGAUUUGAACAAACCAGAGAGGCCACCAGCACCUUCUGUUGAGAAGAAACAGUCGUCUGCCACAGGGGUAGAUAGUGAAGUAUCGAAAAUUAUGAAAGAAGCAUCAACUGCUGGGAACAAAAUCAUGCAACAUUAUGAUGAGAUUUUUCAUGAGAAACAAGAAGCCAAACGUCGUUUUGAAGAGCAGCUGAAACAAGAGAAACAAAGAGAAGCAGAAAAUAAAUUAUCCCCUCAGGAACUCAUAGAUCAGUUACAAAAAGCAGUCAGUCGUUCCCCUCCUUCAGCUCAGGGGGGUGGUGCUAAAAGCGUGACACCAAGCAAGGGCAAUCAGAAAGAAGAGGAAAAAGAUAAGUUGGCCGUUCCUGUACCAGUAUCCGGUGAAAAAGAAGCAGAUCAGGCUCCACCUCUCAGCAAAUCACCCAGGAAUAAACAAGGUCUGAGCUUUACAGAGACAAUGGAAAAACUCAAUCAGCAAAGAAUGCAGGACCUGAUGGAUAUUGAAGCUAAGGAGGUGGUCCGAUUUUUUAAGGAGGCUGAAAAGGAAGGAUUUGACACAGAAGAGGGGGAACUUGCUGUAGAGCUGAGUUCAGGAGAACAGUUGCUUCCUUUACAGUGGCUGAAGCAGAUCUGGAUAAACAGGGUGAAAUCUGUCACAGAUAGAGUUGCCAAGGAGGGGGCAGACAUGAAUGAAAACGAGGUCGGAGAACUGUCUGACCAGGAAGCCAAAAAUUCUCUGAAGGAAACCAAAGGAGAUGUUCAAAUGGCCGUGAAUAUCUGUACUGCAAAUAGAUGCAAGCUGUACCAAGAAAUAUGCAAGGCUGACAACUUUCCAAGAGAAGACAUCCUCCAGGCUAUGUUUGUUGCUGAAGGAAAACUGGACAUUGCUCUCGAUCACUUAAACUCAAACAGACUUCAGCAGUUCAUAGAUAAUUUAUGGGAGUUUGAGAAUGGUAACAUUCUAGCAGACGACAAUGAAGAGUGUGAAAGUGAGGCUCAAGAAGUGUCUAAUGUCCAAGAUACAUGCAUGAGUGUCACCAAUAGUGUGCUUAGACAUGCCCCCUUCCUUAAGAUGAUCCGUAACAAGGACAUCAGCUCAGAUAGGCGCUCUCGGAUGAUUAUGGUGGAGGGUAAACUACAGAGCUGGGGACGAGCCCAGACUGUGCUGAAGAUUCUAGAUGUUGAUGUGGCACGGAACAAUCUGGAAGCCACACUGGAGGACAUUGUAGAAGCUGUGUACAACUGUGGAGAUCGCCAGAGUUCUCUGGUCUAUCUACAGCAGGAAUGUCAAUGCUGCUUCUCGUAUUUCCCAAUGAGUAAGAUAAGAACCUUGAACUGCCCAUGUAAGAUCUGCUUUGACUGCAUGAAGAGUUAUUUUGAGUUGAACAUCCGAGAGAAACAUGUCAGGAACCUCUGUUGUCCUAUCUGCCAGCAUCCCAACAUGGACAACAAAGAAGAAGCUGAUGAGUAUCUGGGAUUCCUCACUAUGCUGUUGAAUACUAUGGUGGGACCAGAUAUUAAAGAAAUUUAUGAAACCAAACUGAGGGAUUGGUAUCUACAGAAAGACCCUAAGUUCAGGUGGUGUGCCCAUUGUGGAAAUGGUUUUAUCAAUAUUGGAGGAGAAAGGAACCCAGCCAUGCAGUGCCCAUACUGUAAUAAGAAAACCUGCUUCAACUGCAAGAAACAGUGGGAGGAUCAACAUGAAGGUUUGACCUGUGAGCAGUAUGAACAAUGGAAGAUCGACAAUGACCCAGAGAACCAGGCCAUGGGUCUGGCAGCUCACCUCGCCGCUAAUGGAAUCGAUUGUCCUAGUUGUAAAAUGAGGUUCUCUCUGGCAAAAGGAGGCUGUAUGCACUUUAAUUGUCCAGAAUGCGGACAUGAAUUCUGCAGUGGUUGUUCUCAGAUGUUUGAUUCCAAAGGAGUUUGCAUGAAGUUUAAGAGUUGUCGUGGUAAAGGACUUCAUUGUCACCACCCCCGUGACUGUUUUUACUAUCUCCGUGACAACUCUGUUGAAGAAUUGCAACGUCUUCUAAAGGAGAAGCAUGUGAAGUUUGACACUGAGGCCGCUGGUCACCAGGAGGACCAACACCACUGUCCAGUGAUGGAGUUGAAGGAUAUUCAUGAGGGAAAGAAGGACGAGGCCUGUGGUAAAGAUGUAACAGCAGGCCAUGCUGGACUGUGUGUGUUACAUUACAAGGAAUAUCUAGUCAACCUCAUCAACAAAAAUAAAAUUGACCCAGUCCAUAUUAUGAACAUUAAUGAGAUGACACGCUUGAUUGAGCGAGAAGAAAAGACGCCUCCACAGCGCAAACCAACAUAUCAGGAGUCGCAAUACCGCAAAAAACUAAUACAGUUCAUAAAAGAGAAGAUACCAUUGCAGAGAUAAAAAGAAGACAUACACUAUGUGUCUUGUUUCUAAAGCAUUAACUGUUUAAUUUGCUUUUAUGUGAUGUCUGUGAUAUAAGUUGUGCAAAUUUUGUGUAAAAUAAUAAAAACGA